AUGGCCAGCUCCGUCACACAUGACAGAGAACAAUUGAGAUUCAAAAAUACUUACCUCUUUGGGAAAUAUUCGAUGAGCUAUUGGCCUUGUGAUGAACUCGAAACAGUAGCACUGUUGUUUGCAGUUGCGAAGAUCUGCAUCCCAGGUGCCGGCCUGCUCAAUUUAUAUGUUUUCUGGGUAUUCGAAGGAGUGCUGCGAGAUAAAGACCAGGAAUCCUGCGUGGUGUUGCCACAUGGGGAAAACGCCGCGCGAGAAAGCAAUCAUAAAGCCUUACAAGUUACUGGCACAGGAUGUCACUGCUGCCAGUCUGGUGAUGGGUGCCCCUCGUCUAGCAUCGAUGGAAAUGGGCGCAGAAGCUGGAUUUCCGGUCCCGGCUGA
Molecule: messenger RNA, 378 nt
Organism: Coccidioides immitis RS
Lineage: Eukaryota; Fungi; Ascomycota; Eurotiomycetes; Onygenales; Onygenaceae
Exons: 1
Coding region: 1-378 (125 amino acids)
Source: RefSeq, a predicted model, not a curated record